AUGAAGACUUCCACCUACGGAAUGCUCGCUCUGGCAGCAGCAUCUAAGCUCGCCACCGCCCACACCACCGUCCAAGCCGUCUGGAUCAACGGCGAAGACCAAGGUCUCGGCAACACCGACGAUGGCUACAUCCGCUCUCCCCCCAGCAACAGCCCCGUCAAGGACGUCACCUCCACCGACAUCACCUGCAACGUGAACGGUGACCAAGCCGCCUCCAAGACCCUCUCCGUCAAGGCCGGCGACGUCGUCACCUUCGAAUGGCACCACGACAGCCGUUCCGACUCGGACGACAUCAUCGCCUCCUCCCACCUGGGCCCCGUCAUGGUCUACAUGGCCCCUACCACCAAGGGCUCCGCCGGCUCCAACUGGGUCAAGAUCGCCGAGGACGGCUACGACGACGGCACCUGGGCCGUCACCAAGUUGAUCAGCAACAAGGGCAAGCACAACAUCACCGUCCCUGAUGUUCCCGCCGGUGACUACCUCUUCCGUCCGGAGAUCAUCGCUCUCCACGAGGCCGAUCGUGAAGGUGGUGCCCAGUUCUACAUGGAAUGUGUUCAGUUCAAGGUCACUUCCGAGGGUUCUGUCGAUCUGCCCUCCGGUGUCUCCCUCCCUGGUGCUUACUCCGCCACUGACCCGGGCAUCCUCUUCAACCUGUACGGUUCUUUCGAUAGCUACCCUAUCCCUGGCCCGGAUGUCUGGGAUGGAACUAGCUCUGGUUCUUCUUCUUCUUCCUCGGCUGCUGCCUCCAUGGCCGCCACCUCCUCGACCUCCACCGUCGCCUCUACCCCCUCCACCAAGGCCGCCGUCGAGGUCUCCUCUUCCUCCUCUUCCUCCUCCACCGCCGCUGCUACCACCGCCGCCGCCCAGAUCACCACCCAGGCCAACACCCCCACCACUUUCGCCACCGUCAAGGCCACCUCCAAGGCGUCUGCCACCGCCUGCCGUGCCAAGUCCAAGGGCACCAAGUCCAAGUCCAAGGUUGUUUCUUCUGCUGCCGCUACUACUGCUCCUGUUGUUGCUACUACCGCUCCUGUCGUCGCUACUUCCAGCGUCGCCUCUGCUUCCGCUGCCUCUUCUUCCAGCGCCGGUGUUGCCAAGCUGUACGAGCGCUGCGGUGGUAUCGGUCACACUGGACCUACCACUUGUGAGAGCGGGGCUGUUUGCACGCACUACAACGAUUACUACUACCAGUGCACUGCUGCUCAGUAA
Messenger RNA from Aspergillus sclerotioniger CBS 115572, 1209 nucleotides. It is a transcript of the gene eglD, whose product is annotated as putative endoglucanase. The transcript has a single exon. Gene Ontology annotation, cellular component: extracellular region. Gene Ontology annotation, molecular function: cellulose binding. Bases 1 to 1209 code for a protein of 402 amino acids. Gene Ontology annotation, biological process: carbohydrate metabolic process. NCBI's taxonomy places the organism in Eukaryota, Fungi, Ascomycota, Eurotiomycetes, Eurotiales, Aspergillaceae. The record is from RefSeq and is a predicted model, not a curated record.